AUGCCCUUCCCCUCGCUCCGCGCCUAUGACGAGCAAAACUGCAGCCUGCCCCGGCUUCCUCAACGGGGAGAGACAAAUGUGUCUGGUCCACCCAAAGCCCAGCCUCCGCAGCCCAAAUCCGGGGCACAAAGACGAGAUAAUGCCGGAACGUUUACAGGGGGUGCGGCGAUGGAUUUGUUGACGAAGGGGGUUGCGACAAAACCAAAAUGGACAAUGAUCACCGGGGGGGCGAGUAGAACCAAAGCGGGUCAGAGUAAAGAGAAUAAAUUGUCGCCUGGCUUGUCAGAUAGCCAGCAGCAUCCUCAGCAGCAGAGUACAAAGGCGACGAAGCUGGAUGCGGUGUCAUUACUUUUGCGCCAUACACAGCAAGAACAUAAUUCGUCUCACCGGGUACUUCCUGUUGAUGCUAGCUCAGCAUGGGAUGCCCCCCAGGUGGAUCAUUAUGAUAUUCCGCGGACGGACAUGUGGCCUGCUACGCGUGUGCAGGACGUGGAUGACAUUUCGUCCAAUUCCAAUAUAUCUUUGAGCGAUGGGCGAUUUCCGAGUCCUGGGACAUCGGCUGGGCGCUUGGACAUCGGAAAGAAGAAUGUGGACUCAAAGGAGAGUCCUCCUAUUUCCAGUUCAUCGACUCCGUCGCCGCCGCAGCGGAGGCAGGUUCAAUCGCGCAAGGAGGAGAUUAACAAUGAUUUCGAUAACCCGUCUCAGUUUUCCCUGGCUUCGGCCACUACAUCGCCAGCGCCCCCGAAAACUGCCAAGAGUCCGACCAGUGCGGGCUCCGCGUCCCUUCGACGAGAGUCAAAAAGAUCCGCAGCAUUGAAACCGAAGCAGAAACGGGAUGAGAAUGAGCACAUGCCGGCAGGACCGGCCAAUCCGCUCAAUGGAGUUAUGACAGAGCCGCUAAAAUCCGCCAAAACUCCUGUGCUUGAAACCCGUUCAUCCCGCGUUGAACGUGGUCUCAAAAAGCCGGAAGAAGCUAGGGAAAAAUUAGAAGAAGGCAUCACGAUUGAUGAAGCGGUUCGACUCCAAACUGCUCGGCAUUCUACAGGAAUCAGUCGCCCCAUCGAGCGUGCCGUGUCCGUCCACCAACGUGGACCAUUUAAGUACGAAUUGAAUGAUUUCGUACUGCAAAAAGGUCUGGGGCAGGGCGCAUUCGCCAAAGUAUACCUAGUCAAAAGACACAUGGACGGACGACUAUUUGCUCUGAAAUCUAUGAGAAAAGACCGUGUUGUCCACAUGCGCCAAGUGCAGCACGUUCAAAACGAGCGGCAUUUGAUGGAAAAGAUUCACAAUCCCUUCUUGGUUGGGCUGGAAGCGACCUUUCAAGACUCGGGGCAUAUUUAUAUGAUUAUCGAGUAUAUGCCUGGCGGUGACUUGUUCAGUCAAAUAAGGCGGUAUGCAUAUUUUGAAGAACCUGUCGCGCGAUUUUACGCAUCCGAGGUGGCCAUGGCGCUGUCGUAUCUUCACAGCGAGAACAUUAUUUACCGGGACCUGAAACCAGAGAAUGUGUUACUAGAUGCGGAUGGACAUAUAAAGUUGGGCGACUUUGGAUUCGCAAAAGUCGUCGAUGGAACAACGCGGACAUUUUGCGGGACGCCGUCUUACAUUUGUCCCGAGAUUCUCAUGCACAAGGAAUAUACCAGCGCUGUGGAUUGGUGGUCGUUUGGUGUGCUAUUAUUUGAGAUGCUUUCCGGGUGCUCACCAUUCCAGGAAAGUACUGCACCAAAGACUUACGAACGCAUUCUCCAAGGGCGGAUUCAGUGGCCAUCACAUCGGUCAAAGUAUUUUUCGCGGUCUGCAGAACACCUUAUUACAUCGUUGCUUGUGUUCUCACCCCAUAAACGUCUUGGAUGUGUGGACGAGAGCGAAAUUCGAGACCAUCCAUUUUUUGCGACAGUGGACUGGAGGAAAGUCAAAAGUCGCAAACAGAGGCCGUUGAUUGGUAUUGGUAGUGUAAGAAGGUCAUCUAGUUUUGGAGAUGGCUUUUGUGCAGGUUCUGACGAAGAUGGGGUUACCCAGUUUGAGAUCAGUGCAUGGCGUAGUGGUUCUUGGACUGCAGGAGGCGCGGCCACGCCGUUUUCUCCCGAUUUGUUCAAAGAUUUUUAGAAAGGUGUAUGAGCCGGUCUUUUCAUAGAGGCAGCAUUUGUAGCUAGGAUCCCUAUCUGUGAUGGUUUUGCAUAGUUGGAUAGCUAGCAUAGCCGUAAAUCUAUGUUCGACCGAAUUAUGACCAGCCAGCAUUUUACCUCA
Spizellomyces punctatus DAOM BR117 is the source of this 2244-nucleotide messenger RNA. RefSeq names its product AGC/PKA protein kinase. Gene Ontology annotation, cellular component: nucleus; cAMP-dependent protein kinase complex. NCBI's taxonomy places the organism in Eukaryota, Fungi, Chytridiomycota, Chytridiomycetes, Spizellomycetales, Spizellomycetaceae. The record is from RefSeq and is a predicted model, not a curated record. Gene Ontology annotation, molecular function: cAMP-dependent protein kinase activity; ATP binding. Gene Ontology annotation, biological process: peptidyl-serine phosphorylation. The coding region runs from base 1 to 2103 and encodes 700 amino acids. The transcript has a single exon.